Messenger RNA from Angiostrongylus costaricensis, 2706 nucleotides. NCBI's taxonomy places the organism in Eukaryota, Metazoa, Nematoda, Chromadorea, Rhabditida, Metastrongylidae. The record is from the annotation of a GenBank genome assembly.
AUGUCAGUCUCUUGCUUGAAUCCACGCUUAAACGUUACUCUACAGAAGCCGCUUGCAACAUCUGCUUUGGAUUUGCUCAGGAAACCCUCGGUGGAAGUGAACUGUAACACGACCGUACCAUUCGUUAAUGGCAGCAUGACCAGGUUGAAUGAAGUGGGUCGGCGCACAGUGGCUCGAGAUGAUGUGGAAGAACUAGGCUUGACGCACUGCGGUAUUUUCAGAACACCUCAUCCGAACUGGAAGGUUGAGAAGGAACUUUGCCAAUGGAGUAUAGCAGGCGAGCAAAUCAAUGUGAAAAUGGAUUGUGAAGACAGCACGAAAUCGCAGAGUGGAGAUAACACAAAUACAAGUGAAGUAAAACCAGCGCUGAGCACAGUUGAAGGUGAAGAAAAGAAGGAUGCAACGAGUUCUGAAUGCCACGUUCAUAUUGGCGACACCGGCCUUGAAGAUGAAGAUGAGGAGAUGGAUGAUGAGGAGGUUGAGUCAGAGGGAGACGAGGUCGAGAGCAUAGAGGAUAUUAAAAUACAGAAUGGUGUAUUCAAGUAUAGAGUACGAUGGGUUGGUUGCAAGCCAAGUGAGGAUACAUGGGAGCCGGAGGAAAGUUUCACAGGUUCUGAGAGCAAAGUGCUCCUGGAGAAGUAUCGAGAAGCACAUAAAGAAAGGGUUGAGCAGCUCUUGAAAGCUGAAACUCGUUUUUUUCCCGCUUAUGAGAACACUUCAGAGACGAGGAAGGGAAGGAGGACGAAGCGCGGGCCUCGUUGGGAAUAUGUGUCGGAGAUUGUUACAAGAGAUGAUAAAACCGGGCUUAAGCCAAGGGAGCUACAAGCGAGUGACGUGUUUUAUGGACAACCUGCUAGUGAAUUAGCCACUGCUUCCAGUGAACUGAAGAAACUUUUCGAUCCUUCACAUAAGAAUUCCGCUACAGAAUUGUUCCUCACAACAACCGAUCCAGCUGUCAAAGUAACUCGCAGUCAAACAAAGGCUCUUAUUGGAUCGCGUGAUGUAUCACGAUCUAAUACUCCAACUCUUACCACUAAACUUCUAACAGCUGCAGAUACAUCUCGAGGUUCAGUUAGUCCUACAUCUAAGAAAACAAAAGGAUCUCAGAAAAAAGGUAAAGCUGCAAGUAAACGGGCUCCAAAACGAAAUGCUUCGGAGCAAAAGGAACCAGCACAAGGUCCAGAAUGUGUUACGGUGAACUCGCCAAGUCUGGUCGACAAUCAGGUGACAACGAAUUCAUCUUCGGACAAGCCUCCAAUUGUUUUGAAGCUGACGCUUAAAAAGACAGAAAAACCUAGUAAGAGGGAGAAGCGAUCGUCAUCAGAAAAAGCGCCGAAGGAAAAAAAUAAAAAAGAAAAGAAAUUGUCUUUAUCCGUUGUUCUUACCCCACCUUCGCCACAACCCAAGGAAGCCGACCAGAAGUCAGAUAAUGACACGAAAAUGGAUGUGGAUUUGUCAUCACCUCAGCCGUCUACUGAGCCUAAACCAGAGUCGGAGAAAUUGGCUGGUGAUUUGAAUGCUGAAACUCCAUCCAGAAUUUCUGAACAAUCUUCACGGCUUCUCCCACCGACUUCGGUACGAAGGCGGGCGGAUCAUUUGUUACCUGGGAAGAUUUCCAUAGGACCAUUAACAUCUCAAGUUCUUAACAAUAUGCUGCGUGAAUUAGAAAUCAAGUACUAUGGAGACGAAGAACGGCAUCCCUACACACAAGAGCAGUUCAAUGAAGCUAUUUUGUCUGGCAAUUUUAUGCGUGUAAGGAAAGCAAUGGUGAACAACGUACUGACUGCUCCUCGUUUAGCAAUGUGGACUAAUCCGUACGGAGUUAAUCUUCUGCAUAUGUUAUGCCGAUCCAUGAGAUGUGAUGAACGACAUGCGGGUGACGAUAUCGCCACAGUUCUCUGUAGUAUUGCUCCAACACUUCUUUCUUCUCGCGAUAAUCUUGGAAAAAUACCGUUACAUGACGCCGUUGACAAAGGCCAGGUAUGCCGUGUUACUCGAUUACUCACAUUCCAUUCACCAGUUAACGUUACCGAUCGAAAUGGCAAUUCUCCGUUAUCGCUUGCGUAUUCGAAGAAUCACGCAAAAAUGGUGCGGAUAUUAUUGCAAGCGGGUGCAAAUUUUUAUCCACUGGAAAGCUCUGAACGGAGGAAACCAGAAAGUCAGCGGAAACGACGUGCAUUUGAUGUGCUAACUAAGCACUCCAGAAUGGUUUCUGGCCAAAUGCAACGGGCUAGAAGGAAGGUGUAUAGAUUAUUAACUGAAGUACGAACAGCAUCUCCAUGCUUCACCGCUCCAUUUUCGGAUGGUCCGGAAUUUACAUUUACUUUUUAUCACACACCCACGCCUAAUCCUCCAGGGGGACAGUAUGGUCAUAUACUUUUUCUGCAUGUGUGCAGCGUGAGACCAGAAGGAGGAAACUGGCAGACACGUUGCUGGGGUGGACUUCGCCUUUCACAGGCCCCUUUUCUUAAUGGGCGUCCGUUGGAACCGACGAGUAUGACAGACCGUGGAGAUCAUAUGAUUUUCUUUAUCAUACCUGUUAAUGGCGCCAAUACGAUCUGUAUUAGAUUAUGUGAAACUGAAGUGUCGAAGAGAGUGAUUCUUGGUGUGCAAAUGGUACUGGUGAAGCGAACAGUUCGUGAAAACUGGUCAUCUGUUAAUCACUAUCCACCUCUAGAGCAAGCUCCAAUGGUCGGACCAUUCUAA